CUCUGGUAAAUAAUGGAGGCACUACAGGACUUUACUUUUAAAUUUAAAAAAGAGAGAGAUUUCAAAACAAUCAAAGAAGCAGACCAGUUUCUGCUAGAUAUCAUGUCUCAUCUCUCCUCGUCAUCCUGGGCUGCUACAAGUGAAGGCGACAAGUUGAUUCUCUUCAGUUGCUUGAGAUUAUUAAUGAGAGAUGGUGUACUUUUAGGAAAGUUCAUCUCCAACAGCUCUUCCCUAGUUGUAUUAUUACAGGAGCUUCAAAGUGCAACUCACAGCUAUUUGUCCAGCACUGAUAAGGAUUCUUCACUGAUCAUUGAACUAACUAAUAUUGUACAGAAGUUGAGUCAUACCCAUUCCUCCCACUCUGCCCUGAUUGACUGGGAGUCCCACAAGCAGCUCCUCUUCCUCCUUUCAGCUCACAGCACUCACUUGCUUCAGUCGUCCAUCAACAGUCUUGUUAACUUGGGAAAGAAGCAACAAGGAAGGAAGGCCAUUUUGGAUUGCUAUCCAAUAGACUCACUCCUUCACAUCUUAGACACAAAUGGCGCCAAUAAUAAAGAAAUUCAAAACCCCGUUUCUGACCUUCUCCUCCUUCUCAGUCAAGAGGGAGCCAUGAGACAGCAAGCAAAAGAGCAGGACCUCCUUUCAACAUGUCUCUCUCUACUCCAGUUCACAACACUAGGUUCUUAUGUAAAGGGCAGACUCCUGGAGAUGCUUGAUUGGGUUAUUGAUGAUGAAGAACUGACAGACGAGUUUAGAGAGCUUGGAGGCAUACCAGUUAUACUGAUACUCAUCAGUCCUCAGUCACUUUGUCUCAAGGAGAGUUUGGACGAUGCUAGGAUAUUGAAGGCAUCUCUCUCUCUCCUCACUCGUCUUUCAUUGAAUGACAUGAAUGCUAAACAGAUCAUUGAGAGCAAUGGCUUGUAUCUCAUUUCACAUUAUCUGGUGCAAAUUGAAGGAGACCAUGAGCUGAAACUGUACUGCUUAAGAGCCAUGAGAUAUCUCUUCAGUUUAGAAAGGAACAGACGAUUUUUAAAGAUAUUUUUCCCGCUACCAAUAUUUGAGAAGUUCAUCAGUAUUGGACACUAUGUUCAUAAUCUUUCUGCUUAUUCUGAUCUGGCACAGUCAUUAUCCGAACUUUCCGACGACGAGAAAUUAGCUUUAACGACCAAUCAGAAAUCAUUAAAUCACACAAACUGUCCAUUAAGAGUUAUCGGCGAGUAUGAAGUCCUUGAGUUGCUAGGUACAGGCGCUUACGGCAGUGUCUAUAAAGUACGUAAAGGACCUCCUCGUGGCAGCAACUUCUAUGCUUUAAAGGAAAUCCAAAUGACUCAUCCAUCACUGGCAGGUUGCAGCAGUUUAGAGGAAAGGAAUGGAAGCAUUGGAAAGAUAAUGAGUGAAGUGUCUAUGAUACACAAGAAACUGAGACACCCAAACAUAGUUCAAUACUUUAAGUGUUUUGAGGAGUCACACCAUUUGUAUAUUGAGAUGAGUUUGAUUGAAGGGACUCCAUUGAGUGAAUUCAUAUCAUCUAUGAAGGAAAAGAAAACGUUUUUCAGCGAAAAAAGAAUAUGGACUAUAUUCUCUCAAAUGAUCCGUGCGUUGCGCUACAUUCAUGAAGAUAAAGGUAUCACUCACAGAGACUUGAAACCAGCUAACAUGAUAUUAGGAGAACACGAUAAACUAACUAUCACUGAUUUCGGACUAGCUAAAGAUCAGAAAGACUUUAGUGUUAUGAAGUCCAUAGUGGGAACUGUGGUGUACUGGUGUCCUGAGAUAGUUGAGAGCAAGGAGUAUGAUAAAAAGGCGGACAUUUGGGCAGCUGGUUGUGUUUUGUAUGAGAUGGCUGCUCUACAACCUCCUUUCUAUGCAACCAAUCUAUUGUCACUGGCUAAGAAAAUUGCUGAAGGCAAAUUUGAGACAGCUCCGUUGGAUAAAUAUUCGGCUCAAGUCAGUGAUGUCAUCACUAAAUGUCUGACUAUUGAUCCAACUUUGAGGCCAAACAGUGUUCAGAUUGGUGGUAUGAUUGCAGAGCACCUUAUGGUCCAGCUUGACAGUGCACUAGCUCAAAUUGAAAAUAAACCAAAUAAGGAAAGUCUAUCAAGCUCAAGGAGAAGCUCUGAUGCUAUAGAGAUAAGUGAAAGGAAUGCAUUAAUGUCAAGAAGGAAGCUGUCAUUCAGCAGUACUGCCAGUGACUGUGAGCCAUUGGAUGUUACUGGAGGAUCAGUACAAGAUGUAUCUUCUUAUAAUAACAAUCCUCCUGUUAAAGGGAAUGCCUGGAAGAGGGAAACGUCACCUCUUCUGACAGCUGCAACUACUCCUAAUAAACAGGACACCUUAUCAUCUGAGCCAAUUGUAUCACGCCAGAGGUCUUUCUCCCUUUCCCCUGCUCCGACUGUCAGGAGGUCAAGGAGCACUAGAUCAGGUUCUACUGUAAUUACUGUAUCUCCACUCAGUUUGCGUGAGAUAUCAGACCCAGUCUCUGAUGUUCUCCUAAUGAUGUGUAAAGUCCUGUACAUUAAUCAACUCUCCCCUAUUGCUAAAUUUGAACACAGUUCCAGUCCACCAUACAUCAUAGUAUCAAGAUAUACCAGGGGACUCCUGAGCAGUAUCGCUAGUUUUAAUGCUAAAGAAUUAAAGAAUGAACUAUGGAGGCUAGCAACAGGUAUAAAUCAAGAGGUUUCCCUCUUGCCUUCAUUGCCACACCUUCUUGAAGCUGCUCUAGUUCAGUGUCCUAAUGCCCCUUCUCCUGCUACUAAUAAUCAUAAAACUACAUACAGCCAGUUACAGAUUUUUAUAGAAGAAGUACUCAAAAAGACAAAUUAUUAUUCAAAUUGAUGAUUUUUAAAUUGUCCCGCCAAAAAA
This is a messenger RNA of Amphimedon queenslandica, 2862 nucleotides long. Its product is annotated as serine/threonine-protein kinase Nek10-like. Lineage: Eukaryota; Metazoa; Porifera; Demospongiae; Haplosclerida; Niphatidae. The record is from RefSeq and is a predicted model, not a curated record. Gene Ontology annotation, biological process: regulation of cell cycle G2/M phase transition; protein phosphorylation; positive regulation of MAP kinase activity. The transcript has 16 exons. Gene Ontology annotation, molecular function: protein binding; ATP binding; protein serine/threonine kinase activity. The coding region runs from base 13 to 2835 and encodes 940 amino acids.